Hevea brasiliensis (rubber tree) is the source of this 2182-nucleotide messenger RNA. RefSeq names its product probable U3 small nucleolar RNA-associated protein 7. Gene Ontology annotation, biological process: maturation of SSU-rRNA from tricistronic rRNA transcript (SSU-rRNA, 5.8S rRNA, LSU-rRNA). The coding region runs from base 414 to 2027 and encodes 537 amino acids. The record is from RefSeq and is a predicted model, not a curated record. Gene Ontology annotation, molecular function: protein binding. Lineage: Eukaryota; Viridiplantae; Streptophyta; Magnoliopsida; Malpighiales; Euphorbiaceae. Gene Ontology annotation, cellular component: small-subunit processome; 90S preribosome; nucleolus. The transcript is spliced from 9 exons.
GAUACUUUAAAAUUAGCUGUUGCCCUACCGUUCUAUCCCUAAAUCCAAGUCUCCUUGAAAAACCCCAUCUUUUUCCCUCUUUCCCUUCCGUCAAGUGCCUUAGCUCUAUAGCCAGCAAGCUUCCGCCGCGCAAACUCGCGAAGCUAUUCCCCGCCAUUGACGAAAUUGGCUUGCUUGAAUCCCUUGCCAGCGACAGUCUCAGUUCCGAUUCUUAAACUUAUAGUUCUACUGUUAAACUUUCCUGCGGUUUCGGUCCCGCUGUCAAGAGGCACUUGGGUAAACUUCUUGGUAUUUUCGUGCUCUCCUGGUUCCAAGGUGCGGCCAUUAAGCCGUUGCCUUGAUUGUAGCUUCGGGUUCGUCGCUCUCUCUCUACAUAGCGAUUUCAGAUCCAGCGUAUAAAUUUCAGUGCCCAGAUGGGUGUCAAGCAAGAUAAUGCUGAUCCCGGACAGAUUUUGCCUCCCAUUGAGCAGGAGUUAUCGAAUGAGUUGGAUCCUAAGUUAAAGAAGUACCUUAGAGGAGAAGGUACUAAUUUGGAGGUUUUAAAAGACAAAAAACUGAAAAGUCAACUUUCUGUUAGAGAAGAAUUAUAUGGAAUAUCUGCAAAAGCUGCUGCGAAGGCAGAGGAGUGGCUUAUGCCAAGUGAGGGAGGCUAUCUUGAGGUUGAAGGUAUUGAGAAGCCAUGGAGGAUCAAUCAGCAUUCAAUUAGUUCAGAAAUUAAUAUCUCAAGCUUAAAGAAUCAGCAUGAUAUAAUUAUACCAGAUCUUGGUCCUUACACUUUGGAUUUCAACUCAAGUGGGCGAUACAUGGCUGUUGCUGGGCGCAAGGGCCACCUGGCAGUUUUAGACAUGAAAAACAUGAGCCUCAUUAAAGAGAUGCAGGUCAGGGAAACAGUGCGUGAUAUUGUGUUUCUGCACAAUGAGCUUUUCUUUGCUGCUGCCCAGAAAAAGUACCCUUACAUAUAUAACAGGGAUGGCAUUGAACUUCACUGUUUAAAGGAACACGGUUCAGUGUUGAGGCUUCAGUUUCUGAAAAGCCAUUUUCUCUUGGCAUCAAUAAACAAGUUUGGGCAGCUCCACUAUCAAGAUGUCACAAUGGGUGAGAUGAUUGGUAAUAUACGAACGGGUUUAGGUCGUUCUGAUGUGAUGCAGGUUAAUCCCUUCAAUGGGGUUGUGGCUUUGGGUCAUUCAGGAGGUACAGUGAGCAUGUGGAAACCCACCAGUGCAGCUCCGCUUGUCAAAAUGUUGUGUCAUCCUGGUCCUGUCUCAGCGAUGGCAUUCCACCCUAAUGGCCAUCUCAUGGCUACGUCUGGCAAGGAAAGGAAAAUUAAGAUAUGGGACUUGAGGAAGUUUGAGGUUCUCCAAACCAUACCAGGCCAUGCAAGGGCCUUGGAUUUCAGUCAAAAGGGAUUGCUAGCUGCUGGAAAUGGAUCAUUCGUUCAGAUUUUUGGAGAUCUCUCAGAAUCACAGCAUUAUAGCAGAUAUAUGGGCCAUUCUAUGGUGAAAGGUUACCAGAUAGGCAAAGUGUUGUUCAGACCAUAUGAAGAUGUUCUAGUCCUAGGGCACUCAAUGGGAUGGUCUUCAAUUCUUAUCCCAGGGUCUGGGGAACCCAACUUUGACACCUGGGUAGCAAACCCAUAUGAAACAUCUAAGCAGAGGAGAGAGAAGGAAGUUCGAUCUCUUCUUGACAAGCUCCCAUCUGAGACAAUCAUGCUGAAUCCUUCAAAGAUUGGUACAAUGAGGCCAGUCAAGAAGAAAGAGAAACAAACAAAGCAAGAAAUAGCAGCUGAGAUGGAAGCUGCUGUUGAAGCUGUGAAGGACACUGCUUUCAAGAACAAAACAAAGGGGAGGAAUAAGGCGAGUAAGAGAGCAAAGAAGAGAAAGGAGCUUAUUGAGAGAGUGAAGAGACCUUUGUUGGAGAGACAACUGAAAGAGGAUGAAAAGUUGGCUAAGAAGCCGAAAAUUAGCGAGAAGGAAAAUGCACUACCAACAGCUUUGCAGAGAUUUGCCAGCAAAAAAGCAACAGCUUGAUUGUGCUGAAUUUUGUCAUCCAUCUUUAAACCCUUCGAAUGUAUGAAAUUUUCCUCAUUUGAGCCCCAGUCAUUCCCGAAUUUUGUCUUCCCCGACUAAAAAUAUAUUCAAAUGGUAGUUAUUUAUAACAGAAAUGUGUCCUAAAAUUUUGGUUA